Molecule: messenger RNA, 1604 nt
Organism: Moneuplotes crassus
Lineage: Eukaryota; Ciliophora; Spirotrichea; Euplotida; Euplotidae
Source: the annotation of a GenBank genome assembly
AUGAACGAAGAAGAUCCUUCUAAAGAUAAUCUGAAGACCUAUACUGUCAAAUAUAUAGGAGUUGUAGAGGGCUCAAUGGGAAUAUUAUCAAGGAAAAUGAGAAUGCCUAAACUUACUGAAGCAUCAAUUUACCAACAGAACCAAAGUCUUAGUCAAAUUCAAGACAGUAAUGACUCAAAUUAUUUAUAUUAUAAUGAAAAAUCUCAGAGUUCGAUAGAACAGUCAAGAAUGACUUCGAAGCACAAAAAAUCUUCAUCCCUGCAUAAAUCGAAUGAUGUAGCAAUGAAGAUGUUUAACAGAUGAGGUAUAGUGAUCGAUAAACCGUUGCUUUCUAAAACAAACUAUCCAACUUAUAAGCAGAAUGAGACUCAAUAUUCUCAACAGGUUCUUCAAGACGAUAUGUCUUCGAUAAAAUCUGAGAAAAAUAUUGAACUUCCUGAGGAAAACCAUGAGGAAACAAAGAAACAAGUGAUGCCCCUACAGAAUAUUAAGGAAGAAGAAUAUUCAACAGUCCAAGCUGACAGGAACGAUCAGAUUAGCCAACAGCUCUCAACUAACCCUGAGGAUUACAUCAAGGAAAGUCCAAAAAGAGGGGGUUAUAAUGAUUACAGUCAUGCUGAUAUCUCCAUUCGGCAGGUAAAUCAUGUUACUACUACUGAAUCAGAAGGUUUCAAUGAAAAUGAGAGAGCUAGUGGUUUUCCAAGACCUGAGAGAUAUGAUAGCUACUAUGUCAACCAGUACUCCAUCCCAAAGUCAUUCCAUUGUGGCAUCAGGGAGGAUAAACAUCAACGGAAAUAAAUAAGAAUGAAAAGAAAGCAUUUAACAUUAAAACUCCCAUGCUCCGUAGAGGAAUUAUGGGUUGGAAAUUGAGUAAAAUCACAGACAAAAAUACUUUCACCAGUCAUGGAAAAGAUCGGAAGAAGAAAGAUCACCGCUCUUUCAGAAAUGUGAGAACUGGAGUCAUCCAGAACUCUUUCCUUGGACCAGGAUUUAAUGAAAAUAAAAGAAAUUUGCGUGCCAAGAAGUCUUCCCUCUCUGAUGUUCAAUAUGCUCCUCAGCAGGAGUUUAGCAAGAGUGUGCUUUUUAGCAACCCAAACCAAAUAAUAAAUUUGAAGGCUCCUGGACAGUUUAGCUCACAUCGAGAUAACUCCGAGAGAAAGGAUAAUGACUCUUUUGCAGAGAAUAUCCAGCCAUUUAGCACAUCACCCCAGAGAAAAGGAGUCAGGAUGACAAAUAGAAAACAAUUGAAGAAGUUACAGAGACAAAAUAGAAAAUAUAAUUCAAAUUCCUCUCAGUUCGGGUCAAAAUUAGAGGCAAAAUACUCAGAAUUGAGACGGAAUAACCCUGAUUUUUCUCCUGCUUUCCAAAACCAGGAAGUAAUGGCUGGCGAAAACUUGCCUGAUCAAUAUAAUUUGGAAAACCUACAUAUUUCAAAGAACCCAUCGCUUGAUUUGAACGAGUCUCAUGCAAAUAUCUUUUCAGAGAAAUCCAACAAGAAUUUAUACUCUUCAGGAAUAAAAGGUUCCAGUGUCCUAAUGGGAGACACUGCUGUAUUCAGCCCUCAGAGCAUAAUUUUACCUGCAGUCAAUGUUAAUAAGAAGUAG